AUGGCCAAACAGGAGACGUAUGUUGGAUCGAUUGAUCAAGGAACAACAAGCACCAGAUUCAUCAUCUAUGAUAACAAGGCUCGACCCGUUGGAUCUCACCAGGUCGAAUUCACUCAGUUCUGCCCACAAGCAGGAUGGGUGGAGCAUGAUCCUAUGGAGAUUCUGGAGAGUGUAAGGAUAUGUGUAGCAAAAGCGAUAGAUAAAGCCACCGCCGAUGGUCUCAACAUCGAUAAUGGCCUGAAAGCCAUCGGAAUCACCAAUCAGAGAGAAACCACCGUCGUUUGGAGCAAAUCCACCGGUCUUCCUCUUUACAGCGCCAUCGUCUGGAUGGAUAUUCGUACCAGUUCCAUUUGCAGGGAAUUAGAGAAGAAGUUAUCAGGUGGAAGGAAUCAUUUUGUUGAGACUUGUGGGUUGCCAAUAAGCACUUAUUUUAGUGCACUUAAGCUGCUAUGGUUGCUGGAAAAUGUCCAAAAGGUUGCCGAAGCUGUUAAGAAGGGUGAUGCACUCUUUGGAACCAUCGACUCGUGGGUGAUCUGGAACUUAACCGGAGGUAUUCAUAACGGUAUACACGUUACAGAUGUGUCGAAUGCAUCAAGAACGAUGCUUAUGAACCUUAAAACACUAGAUUGGGACAAACCAACGUUGGAAACUUUAAAGAUUCCUUCGGGAAUCCUACCAAAGAUCGUUAGCAACUCUGAGAUUGUCGGUCAUGUAGGACAAGGAUGGCCGUUUUCUGGGGUUCCGAUUUCAGGAUGUUUGGGUGAUCAGCAUUCAGCCAUGUUGGGUCAAUCUUGCAAACAAGGACAGGCAAAAUGCACUUAUGGAACAGGUGCUUUCAUACUUCUGAACACCGGUGGGGAAGUGAUCAAAUCGACCCAUGGUUUAUUGACGACUUUAGCUUUCAAGCUCGGGAAAGAUGCUCCUGCAAACUAUGCUUUAGAGGGUUCGAUCGCGAUCGCUGGAGCUGCUGUUCAGUGGCUGAGGGACAGUCUUGGGAUCAUUAGUAGUGCCAGCCAGAUUGAGGAGUUGGCAAAACAGGUUGACUCGACUGGCGGAGUGUACUUUGUCCCGGCUUUCAACGGACUCUUUGCACCAUGGUGGCGUGAGGAUGCUCGUGGUGUUUGUAUCGGGAUUACAAGGUUCACGAACAAGUGUCAUAUAGCUCGAGCCGUGCUUGAAAGCAUGUGUUUUCAGGUGAAGGAUGUGUUGGACUCUAUGCAUAAAGAUGCUGGUGAGAAAGAGAGGCAUGAAAAAGGGCAGUUCUUGCUUAGGGUGGAUGGUGGUGCUACUGUUAACACUACCCUUAUGCAGACCCAGGCUGACAUUAUGGGUACACCGGUUGUGAGACCAGCUGACAUAGAGACAACGGCACUUGGAGCAGCGUAUGCAGCUGGUUUAGGUGUCGGAAUUUGGAAAGAAAAUGAUCUAUUUUCAAACGAGGAACGAAUGAAGCAAGAUACCAAAUUCACUCCUGCAUUAAGUGAGGAGGUGAGGAAGAAGAAGGUGGCUUCUUGGUUCAAAGCUGUGGAAAGAUCAUUUGAUUUGGCUGAUUUAUCCUUCUAA
Messenger RNA from Cynara cardunculus var. scolymus (artichoke), 1563 nucleotides. RefSeq names its product glycerol kinase-like. Gene Ontology annotation, cellular component: mitochondrion. Lineage: Eukaryota; Viridiplantae; Streptophyta; Magnoliopsida; Asterales; Asteraceae. Gene Ontology annotation, biological process: triglyceride metabolic process; glycerol-3-phosphate biosynthetic process; glycerol metabolic process. The coding region runs from base 1 to 1563 and encodes 520 amino acids. Gene Ontology annotation, molecular function: glycerol kinase activity. The record is from RefSeq and is a predicted model, not a curated record. The transcript has 4 exons.